Messenger RNA from Microdochium trichocladiopsis, 2052 nucleotides. RefSeq names its product heterokaryon incompatibility protein-domain-containing protein. The transcript has 3 exons. The record is from RefSeq and is a predicted model, not a curated record. Lineage: Eukaryota; Fungi; Ascomycota; Sordariomycetes; Xylariales; Microdochiaceae. The coding region runs from base 1 to 2052 and encodes 683 amino acids.
AUGAACGACAACGGCGUCGGCGUGGAGCUAUCCGCAACCACCACAAACCCGUCCGUGCAGUCUACACCAACUCCACCUGCAGCGAGUCCAUACCCUGGGGCGAGCAUACCAGCCCACGGCAGGUGGUUCAGGCUUCUUAUCCUAGCUGAGAGCGCACUCGUCGACAGCCCCUUGCAGGCUGAAUUGCGACUGGUUGAUUUGGACAACGCCGGGGAUUUCAUCGCGCUCUCGUAUGUGUGGGGCGUUGUCGACACAUCAAGUCCGAGACACAUCAUCAGUAAUGGCUUCCCCAUCGAGAUCACCGAGAAUUGCUAUCAGGCCUUGUGCCAUAUCCGCUGCAGAGUGCCCCGGGCAGUCAUCUGGGUGGACGCUGUUUGUAUCAACCAGGCAGAUGACAGCGAGCGUGGGCAUCAAGUUCGGUACAUGGGAGACAUCUACAGCCUGGCAAGCUGUGUCUAUGUCUGGCUGUCCCCUGCUGCCAAACGACGCGUGCCGUUGACAUAUCCAUGGGUGGUGGAAAGAAGAGCCAGGAGGUAUCGGAGAGUCCCACUGGCCAUGGCUCGGGCAACCUCACGUGAGACUUACCAGAAUGAACUGCGACGAUAUCGAGGUCUGUUCUGGGCAGAUGCCAGACAUGGCGAUCAAUCAGCUACUCUCGAGGCCAUCCUCGGUGCAUGGCAUCGGAGAGCACCGGAGGGUUGGUGGUUCACGCUGGACUCAUCCUUGAUAGAAGCAUGGCUGGCCUUCCCACGCUCUCACCUUGGCGCACGUGGUGCCGAACAGUCUCAAACCGCUACAUGCAAAUCGUACGCAGACGCGAUUGUCGCCGCAUACAAUGAUCUGGACAAAGAACCCCGGAUUACCCGACGGACCUUCUACCUGGCUCAUGCGGUACUUUUCGUGGUUCUCAUGAUAACUACUGCUUGCUUGGUAGCGUUUGUCCUUGCCCCACUUGGAUCUCCCACUCUGGCCUGGUCGGCUGUCUUAAGCUUCUCCGGCGUGGGGACUUUAUGUUUGUUGAACUUGAAGCUCACAUAUAUCAACAUCUUCAAACAGCGUCCAGAUUGGGUAGAGACGAAUCCAUCGGGACUGGGUUCGAAUUUGGGCACUCUUCUCGUGGUCCAGCACGCUCUCAGAACUCGAGUCUGUCUCAGACCACAUGACAAGUGUUUUGCACUGUUCGGAGUGCUGGAACGUUGUGGUGCCACCCUAGAACCUCCCGACUAUUCCAAAGAACCCUACGAAGUAUACAAGGCCUUUCUUGUCAAUCUUCUUGGUUGGGACACACGCGCCUUGCUUCUCAUCGAAGAUGCAGUGUCGAGUCUAGCUCAAAGAGGUCCUUCCUGGGUGCCAGACUGGUCAUCAGGCACCGAUGAUCGAUACGUUCAGAUAGCGACGACGACACCGCCGCCAAGAACAAUCGACCAAUCUGCCUCCAGCGCCCCUGGUAUCUCUGUCGAAGUUCUCGAGAACACUAUCCUGCGUGUCGAAGCACGCCGGGCAUACAAGAUCUUCUUUUGUACCACAACUGGAGCCUAUUCGAGCCAUCAGUCGGCCUCGAGCGUGCUCUGGGCGAUGGUGGAACGCAUCGCCCUGUGGCUCUACGGUUCCCAUAGGCGCUUUGAUGAUUGGAUCGGCAAGACAUUUGGUCCUCGCAUGUCGGUCUUCGCUGUGUACCGAGGUGGGAGCGCCUCCUCGUCAAAACCCGGGAUAACAUAUUACAUUAUGUUGAUCCGGAAAUUCUUGUGGCGUCGUAGGUUCGACCGGCAUAGGCCCUUGCCUGCAAAUUGGUUGUCCGAACUUCGGACAGAAAUAGAGAGUAGUUACCUAUGGCGACAGCCCUACUACUUGGGUGUCUGGAGUUUCACGACGUUUGUCAAGUUUGCCCGUGAGGACGAACACCACCUUUUUACAACCACAAACGGCACGCCCGGCUUUGCAACACGAGAAGUGAAAGAGGGCGAUCAAGUCUGGAGCAUGGGAGGGUUAAGGCAAACCAAAUCCUUUGACGAGUGUGGCGGCAAGAACCCUUUGGCGAGCUACAAGGUGUGA